Miscanthus lutarioriparius is the source of this 339-nucleotide messenger RNA. The record is from the annotation of a GenBank genome assembly. NCBI's taxonomy places the organism in Eukaryota, Viridiplantae, Streptophyta, Magnoliopsida, Poales, Poaceae.
AUGGCUCCCACGAAGAAGUCGAAGAAGAGCACAGAGAGCAUCAACAACAAGCUGCAGCUGGUGAUGAAGAGCGGCAAGUACACCCUGGGGUACAAGACUGUCCUCAAGACGCUGCGCAACUCCAAGGGAAAGCUGAUCAUCAUCGCGAACAACUGCCCUCCACUUAGGAAGUCUGAGAUUGAGUACUAUGCUAUGCUGGCCAAAGUUAGCGUGCACCAUUUCCAUGGAAACAACGUUGAUCUUGGCACUGCCUGCGGCAAGUACUACAGGGUGUGCUGCCUCAGUAUCAUCGACCCAGGUGACUCAGACAUCAUCAGCACCACCCCUGGCACCCAGUGA